GACGCGAAGAUCACGGAGGCCAGCCUCCCAAGCGCCAGCAAAGGCCCUGGCGGCCCAAGCUGUGUCCAGCGUGCAGUGGAUCCGCUUCGUGCCCUACUCGCGCAGCAGACAAAUCUGCAAGCACCACGGGCUUCCCGAGGUGAAGGUUCAACAACGGCCGCAUCUCACCGAGCCAGUGACGCGGAACGCUCGAAGCCGCACCCUCUGGCAGCCCUUUUCGACCGCGUGGCCCGUGGUGGGCCAAAGACUGCUGAGAAGGUCGCUGAAUUUAUCGAGGCCCAGGGCCCUCUUGAAAAGCAGAUGGAGGAGGAGAGGCAUCGGGACCACGUCUGGCUCUGGGCCUUCGCGGGCGUGCGAGACGACCGCGCCAUCCUCGUGCGCAUGCGAAGACAUUACGAUGCGCUCUCCCGGCUGCUGGUGAAGCUGCUGGGCACCGCGAGAUCUCCGCAGAGAUCUCCCGAAGACCUCCUGCCCGUCUUCGAGGACGUUAUCCUCUCCACCACGGCGAGAGAGCAGCUGAGCUUCAAAAAGUUGGAGGACUUGGCCAAGAAGGGCUUCCACAUCCCGAAGCCCCUGGUGCUUCUGGAGGCUGACAAGCCUAUCUGUGUGUAUUUGGCGGUGGCGGGUGCGGAGCUCGGCCGCAUAAUGGCCACAUGGCCAAAAGCGCAGGAGGCUGUGGAGAUGUGGUGGAGCGCAUUCGCAUGCCGCCUCGCGCCGCCCGCGGCCGCCGAGCUGCCCGAGCUGCAGCACUGGAUGCACGGCGUCGCCUUCGCC
Molecule: messenger RNA, 774 nt
Organism: Symbiodinium necroappetens
Lineage: Eukaryota; Dinophyceae; Suessiales; Symbiodiniaceae
Source: the annotation of a GenBank genome assembly